Vicia villosa (hairy vetch) is the source of this 1351-nucleotide messenger RNA. RefSeq names its product F-box/kelch-repeat protein At3g23880-like. Bases 40 to 1128 code for a protein of 362 amino acids. Gene Ontology annotation, molecular function: protein binding. The transcript has 2 exons. NCBI's taxonomy places the organism in Eukaryota, Viridiplantae, Streptophyta, Magnoliopsida, Fabales, Fabaceae. The record is from RefSeq and is a predicted model, not a curated record.
UCCGCGAUAUUCCUCUCUAAUCACCUUAUCGAACUAGUCAUGUCAUUUCUUCCUGUGAAAUCUCUUAUGCGACUCAAGUGCGUUUCCAAGUCAUGGAACACACUCAUAUCCGAUCCCAGAUUUGUCCCACUGCACCUUCUCCGGUCACAAAGAAAUAGGAACCUACUACUCACAUACGGGGAUUUUGGUUUGGUAUCCUUACCUAUAAGUCGUUUAGUGGAUAAUACAUCCCUCACCCUUUCCUCUCACCAAUUGAAAUCUGAUGAAUGUCACCAUGUCAUUGGUUCAUGCAACGGUUUGAUCUGUUUGUUUUAUCGUACCAGAUCCACGAUCGAGUUUAAAAAUGCCUGGUUCCGUAUUUGGAACCCUGCCACAGGGACAAUGUCUGAUAGAUUAGGAUCUUUUCACAAAUCUCGAUCCAAAUUUACACCUAAAACGCUUGGAUACACAUUUGCUUAUGAUAUUUCAACGAGCAAUUAUAAGAUUGUGGCGUUCGGUUAUAGAUUUAUCAAGGUUUUUUGUUUUAAUCGUAAUGUUUGGAGAGAAAUUCAAAGUUUACCAGACAAAAUGGUUAUUGUUGAUUAUCUUCAAUACAAAAAAGGUGUGAGUUUGAAUGGCACUUUAUUUUGGUUGGCCUUUCUAAAUGAGUUCCCAUAUAACGAUUGGCGGGAUACUUUUUCUCUUGUGAGAUAUUUAAUUAUCUCGUUAGAUCUUGCUACAGAAACACGCAGAGAGUUGUUGCCUCCUCCGGUUUUUGAUGAAGUCUCUGAUGUUGUUCAUCCAAGUAUUUCUGUGUUGAUGAAUUGCCUUUGUUUUUUUUAUAACUUUAAAGGUACCCAUUUUGUUGUAUGGCAUAUGACACAAUUUGGAGUUAAAGAAUCUUGGACUCAACUCUUUAAAAUAAGUUUUGAGAAAGGGCAUUUCUUAUGUGACUUUUUUAGUCAAUUGUCACUGUAUCCUUUGUAUAUUUCUGAAAAUGGCGCAACACUGAUAUUGGGAAGCAAUCGUGAAUGCGAACCAAUUAUCUAUAAUUCGAGAGAUAAUAAAGUAGAGCGAACUAGAAUUAUCAAUGAAAUAGAUUGGCGUUGUUAUGUGGGUUAUGUUGAAAGUUUGGCUCCAAUUACCUGAAAGCAGGAAAUUGCUUCUGGUUGAAUGGAGCACUGGAUUUAGUACAAAAUGUGGCUGCAUUGUUGAGAGUUAUGCAUUCAGUUUUUCUUUGUAUUUGAUUUUACCUUUUUUAUUUUAGUGUUUCACUCUUAACAUCAAGUGCAACAUGUUUGAAAGAAGGGAAGAAAUUUACUGCUAAAUAAUUGUGUUGUUUUAUAGCGUUUGUAGCAACUGUAUUCAUGGA